GUUUGUUUCAUACACCGGCAAUGAAGCUGUCUAUCAUAUCCUCCCUGGCGCUGGCCUGCGCCGUGACGGCGUCCCGAGAGGGCGAGUCCCGCAUGGCGCACCUCAUGGAGUUGAAAAUGGAGCAUCGGGAGCGUGCGCGCUCCCAGGGUCUCUUCAAGGUGAACAAGUAUAUUGACCUUGGGAGCGCCAAGUGCGUGGAUGGCAAGGCGGGCGAGUAUUCGUGCGAGAACGUCGAUCUGCAGGGUUUCCUGAGUCACCAGGCGCUGGGAAGUAAGACUCGUGAGGGGAACGAUGUGUGGGGUUGGGAGUCCGCCGAUGGCCGCGAAUUCGGCGUUGUUGGACAAACCGACGGUGUCGCCUUCGUCGAGAUCCUGGACGACGGUAGCGUCGAGUAUGUUGGUCGACUGCCUACCCAGACUGUAUCCAGCGUGUGGAGAGACAUGAAAGUCAUCAAGGACCAUGUGUAUAUUGGUUCGGAGGCGGAGGGACACGGGCUGCAGAUCUUUGAUCUGACCAAGCUCCUCGACACGAACAGCAGCAACCCGACCAGCUUCUCGAUCGAGGACGACCUGACGGCCUGGUACGACGGGUUCGGCAGCUCGCACAACAUCGUCGCGCACGAGGAGAAGGACGUCAUCUAUGCGGUUGGCACUGCGCGCCGACUCGAAUGCGCCGGCGGACUCUGGAUCGUGGAUGUCUCUGAUCCCGCGAACCCUGUGUCUCCGGGGUGCGCGAAUGAAGAUGGCUACGUGCAUGACGCACAAUGCGUCGUCUACAGCGGCCCCGACACCAAAUACACAGGGCAAGAAAUCUGCUUCAACUACAACGAAGACACGCUCACGAUCGUCGACGUAACCGACAAGAAGAACCCGAUCCAGAUCUCGAAGACGCCGUACGUCGGCGCCAGCUACACGCACCAAGGGUGGAUCGCGACGCCCGACCAAGCCUACCUGCUCCUGGACGACGAGCUCGACGAAGUCGACGGCACCGGGGAGGCGGCCAACGGGCACACGACGACCUACAUCUUCGACGUCUCGGACCUCUCGGAUCCCAAGCACACGGGGACCUACCAGUCGCCGGUGCGCUCGAUCGACCACAACCAGUACGUGCUGGACGGGCUGUCCUACCAGUCGAACUACGGCAGCGGGCUGCGCAUCGUCGACGUGUCGUCCAUCUCCGACGACCCGUCUGGCAAGGGCCUGAAACAGGUGGGUUUCUUUGACGUGCAUCCCGAGGAUGAUGAGGUCGGCGGGGAGGUUGAGUUUGUGGGCAGCUGGAGUGUGUACCCGUAUUUCAAGAGCGGGUAUAUUCUGUUGAAUAGUAUUGAGCGGGGGAUUUACUCGUUGAAGUAUACGGGUAAGUAG
Messenger RNA from Aspergillus steynii IBT 23096, 1364 nucleotides. RefSeq lists its product as uncharacterized. Bases 21 to 1364 code for a protein of 447 amino acids. The transcript has 4 exons. Gene Ontology annotation, cellular component: extracellular region. NCBI's taxonomy places the organism in Eukaryota, Fungi, Ascomycota, Eurotiomycetes, Eurotiales, Aspergillaceae. The record is from RefSeq and is a predicted model, not a curated record.